Aplysia californica (California sea hare) is the source of this 2133-nucleotide messenger RNA. RefSeq names its product methylcrotonoyl-CoA carboxylase beta chain, mitochondrial. Gene Ontology annotation, molecular function: methylcrotonoyl-CoA carboxylase activity. Gene Ontology annotation, cellular component: methylcrotonoyl-CoA carboxylase complex; mitochondrion. Gene Ontology annotation, biological process: L-leucine catabolic process. Lineage: Eukaryota; Metazoa; Mollusca; Gastropoda; Aplysiida; Aplysiidae. The record is from RefSeq and is a predicted model, not a curated record.
UAACCUCAGGUCCCCACUCUCCGGCAUUCCGGUCAGUGUGUAAGUUGUAGUUGUUCUUGGUGAAAGUUGAAAGUAUCGGAACGGACCAUAACAUUAUAGAUGCACAGUUUUUCUCUUGCAAAAGAAUUCCAUAAAUGAGGAUGGCGACGAGAUUAGGGUCGGUUUAUCUCGUUACUCCUAGAGGCAGAGCUGGUGAUCUCAGAUGUUUAGCACCCACCAUCAGCAGACCAAAUUCUUCAUUGUCACUGAGAUUGAGAUUCCAGCAACCGCCCUGCAUAAGUAAAUGCUACAGCAGGCUUGCGUCUUAUCAAAGACUUUUGAUAAAAAAUGUUAGUAGCUGCAAUAGGAACUCUUUUCUUGCUGGUGAUAGGCUGCACGGAUUUGCAGCACUCUUUCAAAGGCACAUAAGACUUUAUAGUCCUAGCAAACCAAGCCCAAAUGCUCGUGCCAGCUCCAAGCCUCUACGUGUUGUUGAGGAGGACAAAGCUGCAAUAAACAUUAACAGUCCACAAAGUGUGAAGAACUCUGCUUGUUUUAAGAAAACAGAAGAUAUGUACAGACAAGCCGAAGCUGUUGCUCUGGCAGGGGGAGGAGAAAAGUCUAUGGAAAGGCAUGUAAAAAAGCAUGGGAAGAUGAUGGUAACUGAUAGAGUAAGGGCACUUAUUGAUGAUAUGGACGACUUCCUUGAGCUGUCUCUGAUCGGUGGAGUGGGUAUGCCUUAUGGACAUGUCCCUAGAGCCAAUUAUCUGAAUGGGAUUGGAAAAAUACAUGGCACAUAUUGUAUGGUUUGCGCAAAUGAUGGAUCCUUUAAGGGUGGUGCGAUAUAUCCUAUAUCUGUUACAAAAGGGCUACGCACCCAGGAGAUCUGUUUUCAGAACAGAGUGCCUUCUGUCAUGAUAGUGGAUUCGGCCGGAGGAUUUUUGCCUCUGCAGGCCGAUUUAUUCAACAAUGGCGGCGCUACAUUUUACAACGAGGCUGUGGCAGGUUCUGAAGGGAUUCCUCAAAUAGCCAUUGUUUGUGGCAGUUGCACAGCUGGCGGGGCGUAUAUUCCCACAAUGGCCGAUGAAGCAGUUAUUGUGCACAAGAUUGGUUCGCUGUAUCUGGGCGGACCUCCACUGGUUCAGGCCGCGCUGGGAGAGAUUGUCUCAUCGGAGGACUUGGGAGGAGCAACAGUUCAUUGCGGGACCAGUGGCUGUACGGAUUACUUUGCGUCAAGUGAGCCUGAGGCUUUUGAGAUUGGCCGUGACAUCAUCUCCUGUCUCAACGUCAAGUGCAACAAUGACCUUGACGUCCCAGAUUUUGACGAGCCUUUGUACAACGCUGAUGAAAUUCCUUGUAUCAUCCCCACCCCAGAUUCUCAUCAUGAGAUGGACGUGCUUCCUAUAAUUGCUCGUCUGGUUGAUGGAAGCCGCUUUCAUGAGUUUAAAAACAUGUUUGGGAAAUGUCUACUGACCGGAUUCGCUCAUAUCUGCGGCCGUUCUGUGGAGCCAGAAGUUGAAGGCCAGAGCCAACAUGUUGGCAGCUGUCAGCUGUGCCAAAGUACCCAAGCUGACCGUCAUACUGGGCAAUGGGUUCGGUUCCACCCACUUCUUAAUGGGAGGUAGAGCCGUGAACCCCAACUUCCUGUUUGCGUGGCCAAAUGCCAGAGUGGCUAUCAUGGAGCCCACGCGGUUAGCGGAGACGGUGGCCAGGCAGAAUGACAGCAGUGGAAAGCUGGAUCCAGACAAGUUGAAAAAAUUGACAGAAAAGUUUGUGAAAGAGUCGUCAGCUAUUUAUGGAGCCACUCGGAUACUCAACGAUGGAAUCAUCAUGCCCAAUGAGACUAGAAAGGUGUUGUCGCAGUGUCUGGCCAUCUGUAAGGCGUACGCGCAGCCCCGCAGUGAAGGCUCCCCCGUGCUGAGAAUGUGAAAUACUCUCGGAGCUGGUGUGUGUAACCCGUCCUUCACCAACUCACCCUCAGUUCAGUCAUCUUCUGCAUGGAACGCACAAAGCUUUAGUUGUGGAUAAAUGUCUAAUGCGAUUGAUGACGGUUGAGGUUUAGUUUGGUUUUAAUUUUGUUGACCCAGCAGCUUUUGAAAAGUUUGUUAAAAUCGAUAUUUGAAUAUAUGUAUGUGUAUGUGGAAAAAAGAAUAA